AUGUCCCGGACGGACCGGCAUCCCAGGAGGGGCUUGGCGGGGUGCUGGCCAGGGGGAGUCCAACCCCGCCUGCUGCUCCCCGCCGUGCCCAUCUCCGGGCUGGUGGGGCAGCUGCUGCUGCUGCUGCUGCCGCUGGUCUCCCUCCUGCCCUCAGCCCGGCCGGCCAGCCCCCUCCCCCGGGAGGAGGAGAUCGUGUUUCCAGAGAAGCUCAAUGGCAGCGUCCUGCCUGGUUUGGGCGCCCCUGCCAGGCUUCUGUACCGCUUGCCAGCCUUUGGGGAGACGCUGCUGCUAGAGCUGGAGCAGGACCCCGGCGUGCGGGUCGAGGGGCUGACGGUGCAGUACCUGGGCCAAGCCCCUGAGCUGCUGGGAGGGGCCGAGCCAGGCACCUACCUCACCGGCACCGUCAACGGAGAUCCAGAGUCGGUAGCAUCUCUGCACUGGGACGGGGGAGCCCUGUUAGGGGUGCUGCAGUAUCAGGGGACCGAGCUCCACAUCCAGCCCCUGGAGGGAGGCACCCUUAACUCUGCCGGGGGGCCUGGGGCUCACAUCCUCCGCCGGAAGAGUCCUGCCAGCGGCCAGGGCCCCAUGUGCAACGUCAAGGCUCCUCCCGGGAAUCCCAGCCCCAGCCCUCGAAGAGCCAAGCGCUUUGCCUCGCUGAGUAGAUUUGUGGAGACUCUGGUCGUGGCAGAUGACAAGAUGGCAGCAUUUCACGGGGCAGGGCUGAAGCGCUACCUGCUGACAGUUAUGGCCGCCGCAGCCAAGGCCUUCAAGCACCCGAGCAUCCGCAACCCCGUCAGCUUGGUGGUGACUCGGCUCGUGAUUCUGGGGCCGGGCGAGGAAGGGCCCCAAGUGGGGCCCAGUGCCGCCCAGACCCUGCGCAGCUUCUGCACCUGGCAGCGAGGACUCAACACCCCUGAGGACUCGGACCCAGACCACUUUGACACGGCCAUUCUGUUCACCCGGCAGGACCUGUGUGGGGUCUCUACUUGUGACACUCUGGGCAUGGCCGAUGUGGGCACUGUGUGUGACCCGGCUCGGAGCUGUGCUAUUGUGGAGGAUGAUGGGCUCCAGUCGGCUUUCACAGCUGCUCAUGAACUGGGUCACGUCUUCAACAUGCUCCAUGACAACUCAAAGCCAUGUGUUGGUCUGAAUGGGCCUGGGAGCACCUCCCGCCACGUCAUGGCUCCUGUGAUGGCUCACGUGGACCCCGAGGAGCCCUGGUCCCCCUGCAGUGCUCGCUUUAUCACUGACUUCCUGGACAAUGGCUACGGGCACUGUCUCUUAGACCAGCCAGCGGCACCCCUGCCUCUGCCCGUGACUUUCCCUGGCAAGGACUAUGAUGCUGAUCGCCAGUGUCAGCUGACCUUCGGGCCCCACUCGCGCCACUGUCCACAGCUGCCGCCACCCUGUGCCGCCCUCUGGUGCUCCGGCCACCUCAAUGGCCACGCCAUGUGCCAGACCAAGCAUUCACCCUGGGCCGAUGGCACCCCCUGCGGGCCAGCGCAGGCCUGCAUGGGGGGCCGCUGCCUCCACGUGGACCAGCUUCAGGACUUCAACAUCCCACAGGCGGGAGGCUGGGGCCCCUGGGGGUCAUGGGGCGACUGCUCCCGGAGCUGCGGGGGCGGCGUCCAGUUCUCUUCCCGGGACUGCACGCGGCCGGUCCCCCGGAACGGUGGCAAGUACUGUGAGGGCCGCCGCACCCGCUUCCGUUCCUGCAACACCCAGGCCUGCCCAAGUGGCUCAGCAUUGACCUUCCGUGAGGAGCAAUGUGCUGCUUACAACCACCGCACUGACCUCUUCAAGAGCUUCCCGGGGCCCAUGGACUGGGUCCCUCGCUACGCGGGUGUGGCGCCCCGGGACCAGUGCAAGCUCACCUGCCAGGCCCAGGCCCUGGGCUACUACUAUGUGCUGGAGCCGCGGGUGGUAGAUGGGACUCCCUGUUCCCCGGACAGCUCCUCGGUCUGUGUCCAGGGCCGCUGCAUCCAUGCUGGCUGUGAUCGUGUCAUCGGCUCCAAAAAGAAGUUUGACAAGUGCAUGGUGUGCGGUGGGGAUGGUUCUAGCUGCAGUAAACAGUCUGGCUCCUUCAGAAAAUUCAGGUACGGAUACAACAACGUGGUCACUAUCCCCGCGGGGGCCACGCAUAUCCUGGUCCGGCAGCAGGGGGGCCCUGGUGUCCGGAGCCUCUACCUGGCCCUGAAGCUUCCAGAUGGCUCCCACGCCCUCAACGGUGAAUACACACUGAUGCCCUCGCCCACGGAUGUGGUGCUGCCUGGGGCGGUCAGUCUCCGCUACAGCGGGGCUACUGCAGCCUCCGAGACACUGUCAGGCCACGGGCCACUGGCCCAGCCCUUAACGCUGCAGGUCCUGGUAGCCGGCAACCCCCAGAACGCUCGCCUGCGAUACAGCUUCUUCGUGCCCCAGCCAGCCCCGUCCACACCGCGUCCCCCUCCCCAGGACUGGCUGCACCGCAAGGCACAGAUUCUGGAGAUCCUCCGGCGGCGCCCCUGGGCGGGCAGGAAAUAACCUCAUCAUCCCCGCUGCCCUUUCCGGGCACCGGGGCCUCGGACUGAGUUGGCAGAAAGAGGGGGCUUCUGCGGCUGCCUCAUGCGGACACGUGGACACACGGACACAGUGGGAGGGGCUGAGAGGAUGAGGCCUGCCCUCCUCCCCACCCCGAUGUGCAGGCUGGCCCUGCCCUGGUUUCCUGCCCUGGACGGCAGGGACGGGUGGUGGAUGGAAGGGGUUGGGAGACUGUCCCCAUCCACACUGCCCCCUCUGCCCUG
Molecule: messenger RNA, 2783 nt
Organism: Neomonachus schauinslandi (Hawaiian monk seal)
Lineage: Eukaryota; Metazoa; Chordata; Mammalia; Carnivora; Phocidae
Gene: ADAMTS4
Product: ADAM metallopeptidase with thrombospondin type 1 motif 4
Exons: 9
Coding region: 1-2523 (840 amino acids)
Biological process (GO): proteolysis; extracellular matrix organization
Cellular component (GO): extracellular matrix
Molecular function (GO): metalloendopeptidase activity
Source: RefSeq, a predicted model, not a curated record